GGCGCAUGCGUUCAACGCACUAGCGUUGGCAGGCAAAGAUGGCGGCGGGCUCCGAUUUGUUGGAUGAUGUUUUCUUCAACAGAGAGGAGGACAAAAAAGUAGUCAGAGAGGCAGUGAGAGCUCCGGAGAUCUUCUUAACUCGAGCAGUUGGAACUAAUUCAACGUCUGCAGCUUAUUUCGCAACAAAUCACGUCUGCGGUCCAACUACAGUCGGUAGUUUCAAUAGUAGUAAAACUGGAUUUUUACAAUAUUAAGCAGGUAAGACAUCUACGCUCACUGAUUAGCCGAGAGUAGCUAGUUUUAGUCAGGUUGUUUAACUUUACUGCGGGAAACUUUAUUUGACUUAUCGCUCUCCCGAUACUACAGAGAAUUGGGUAGUUGUUUGGUACAUCCCUGGUUGCCGUAUGUUUGAGCUGCGGUAGCGGCAGGAGUUGCGGGAGCUGUCAGUAACUGAUCGGAGAGUUUCCCACGGUUACAGCAUGGAUGGGACGGCUGGGAUCACACCGGCGGCUGAACACAGCACUACAGCCGCGCAAAGUCAUACAGCAGCAUCAGAUGCAACAGCUGACAAACAACCGGCGGCUGCCGCUCCAGCUUUGGAUGAAAGCGGCGCGGUGAUGAACUGUCACAUCCCCGGAAGCGGACAGUCGGACAGAUCUCCGACAGCUGCUGUCAACGGACCCUCCUCUGCAUCACCUGGUUUUAUUAUUCGAACUUCUGUUGAUGCACAAAACAGUGCGAUCUCUUCUGGGGAUUCAUCUCAGUGUUCUGUGAAAACUGUUCCCACUGUGGCGCUGGUGAGGCCACCGAUACAAACUUCCAACACUGUCCUGUCAUCAGGGAGCCUCAGUGAUUCCUGCAAAGCCGAACCUUCUAAAACUAUAACCCCAACCGGUGCUCAGGUCCCUGCUUCAAGUGUUUUGACAACUACGACUUCCACUAUGAGGAGUCCAACUGUGCUACAAAACAUGAGAACUACAUUUUCGCCAACAAUCGGUGGCAGCCUGCCUGGGGUAACACGGACCAUCGCUCCACAGGUGUUGGCCCCUCGGGCCACUCAGCCUAAUCAAAACACCACAGGUGUCCAAAACUUCCAGCUCCCUCCAGGUAUGGUGUUGGUACGCAGUGAGAGUGGGCAGCUUCUGAUGAUUCACCAGCAGACCUUGGCUCAAAUGCAGGCUCAGGCCCAAUCACAAAGCGCAAUUACGCCACGACCUGUUGCCCCGAGCACCACGCCGUCUGUCCAGGUUACAGCCUCUCAGACUCCUGGGGCUCCUCUGCUGGCUCGCUCAGUAACUCCAACCACCAUCAUCAAACAGGGUUCCCCUGUUCAAACUACAGUCACCACCACCGCCACACUGCAGAGGCCUCCAGUUCUCCAGAAUACUAUUGUACUGGGAGGAAAUGCGUCUUCUUCAGGUCAGGCCCUUGGAACAUCAGCAACAGUCCAGGCAACGACAGUAGUGACUCAGAGGGUGGCGCCCCUCGGAGCCACUGGGGCGCCCCUUGCUCCUAUAGCCAUCUCAGCUGAAACAUUAGAAAAUGUGAAAAAGUGUAGAAACUUUCUGUCUACACUCAUCAAAUUGGCAUCAAAUGGAAAACAGUCAUCGGAGACUACAGCCAGUGUCAAAGAGCUUGUUAAGAGCCUGCUGGAAGGAAGGAUAGAGCCUGAUGAUUUCACCAAGCAGUUGUACAAGGAGCUUAACUCUUCCCCUCAGCCAUACCUUGUCCCCUUCCUUAAGAGAAGUCUUCCAGCUUUGCGCCAAAUGACCCCAGACUCAGAGGCCUUCAUCCAGCAAAGCCUUCUGCCCCAGCCAAGCACUCAGCCAACUGCAGCAGCCUCCACAGCCCUCGGCGCUGUUGUGCUGCGACCUCCUCUUCCCCCUACAGCCACUGCAGCCACAGGCACUGCUGCAACCAAAGCCACCGUCAUUACCCUGUCCCAUAAAGCCAACAGUAAACCUGGAGUGGUGGUACCUCAGCAGCCGGGCGGCACAGUGAGGCCACAGGUGACGUUGGCUCAGUCUCCUUUGGUGACAAUCCGAGGAGCAGCUCCGAGCCGGAUUAUUGUCGGUCAGCCACAGAUUGUCAGGCAGAUUUCACGAGUCUCCAUGGUGAAGCAGACCGUAGUUCCAGGGGCCAGAGGAGUAAAAGUGAUUAACCCAGCGUCUCCCAUCAAUGUCCAGAACAAGCUGAAGGAAGCUGGAGGAGGAACUUUCAAGGAUGAUGAUGAUAUCAAUGAUGUGGCUUCCAUGGCAGGAGUCAAUUUAUCUGAGGAGAGCGCCCGCAUCAUGGCAACCAGCUCUGAACUGGUGGGGAUUGUGACCCGGUCCUGUAAGGACGAGGCUUUUCUCUCCAUCUCCUCUCUCACUCGGAUAGUUCUGCAGAUCGGAAAGAGGUUUGGUGUCAGCGAGUUGGGCACAGAUGUGAUCAGUUACAUUUCCCAUGCUACACAGCAACGACUGCAGAACCUUUUGGAAAAGGCUUCACAUGUUGCACAGCAGAAGAAUAUAAAUUUUAGGGAGGAUGAGCGAUGUGAGCAGGUCAGCGACGUGCGAGCGCAGCUCAAAUUCUUUGAGCAGCUAGAUCAGAUGGAGAAGCAAAGGAAGGAGGAGCAGGAGAGAGAGAUCCUGCUAAAGGCUGCUAAGUCCAGGUCAAGGCAAGAAGACCCGGAGCAGCUGAGACUUAAACAGAAGGCCAAGGAGAUGCAGCAGCUGGAGUUGGCCCAGAUUAGGCAGAGAGAAGCCAACCUAACAGCUCUUGCAGCAAUCGGUCCAAGGAAAAAAAGAAAAACAGACUCCCCUUUAAGUGGUGCAAGUGCAGAGGCUUCAGGGUCAGGUCCCACUCAGCCUGGAGGCUCCAAUGGACCUGGUUCCAGACAGUUUAUGCGACAGCGCAUCACCAGGGUUAACCUCCGGGACCUGCUUUUAUGUCUGGAGAAUGACAGAGAGACCAGUCACUCCCAGCUGCUCUACAAAGGUCUCCUUAAAUAGCAGCUGGAUCGAAGAGACUAGUCACACACAGUGGGAUAAAGCAAGCAGACCUAAUGGCCCUUUAUUUUAUCUGCUGCACUAGAAGAGAUAUUUGCAGGAAGAAAAUAAUUUGAAACACAGAGGAGCCAUCAGCUUUUAAAUGCACCUACUGAAGCACUGGCAUUUUUUGUGGCAUGUUCAGCGAUGAAGUGAUCGGGUAAUGACACCAGUUGCACUCUCACUAACUGAUAUCAAUAUUCAAGUUGUUUAAAAGUGUUUAAAUACAGUUUUAUUACAGAUGCAUAAUCUCAUAUAGAAAAAAAAAAAAAAAAAAGAGUCUAUGGUACGAUUUGAGUACAUUAAGUCGGUUGGAAUAAAGACCCCAGGUUUUUGAAAAAAAUAAACUCAUUGGUACCUCUAAUAUUUUCAUGGUGAAUUAAGCUGAAGGUUUAAUGUAGAUUAAAGAUUUCACGUUGGUCAGAAUGUCUGAAAAUAUAAAAUAAUCGAUCCAUGACUCUUUUCACUGGGGAUAAAUAUGAUGUAACAUAGGCUUGUUUGUCCUGCUUACUGUUUACAAUGAGAACAUUUAGAGUGUGGGCCUUUAACAUUGAUUUAUCAUAAGUCAAAUUUAUUCAAGCUUCCAUAUAAACAUGGCUAGAUCUAUUAUCAGUGUGAUUGUAAAAAAAGAAAAAAAUAUUAAAUAUUUGGAGCUUUAGAAAAAGAUUAGAUUAAGGAGGAACCAACUGUUGUCCAAGACACCUAAAUCUACCAGCACAAUUCCCAUAACAUGUCAUUCAACUCUGUAGAGGUCUGCCAAAGAGCAACUCAUUUAAUUCAUGUCUGCUGGAGAAGAGACUGAUCUAAAAGUUGGCAAAAGAAGGUUUGACAAAAGGUUAACGGUCAGGGUGCUUAUUAACGUGGCCUCAGUGAUGUAUGUAACACAAUCUAUGUCUUUUUUUAUUCUAUUCCCCUCCGACUAAAAAUCUACAAUUAAGAAUUCAGAUAAAAAAAACUGAGAUUAUGAUUCUCUAAUAAAUGCUGAAUUUAUUUCAAUACCUUUUUAACAGGGUUGCCAAUGAGUGUAGAGGGCGCUGUUACUCUGCUUGGCUGUUUUCCUGGUUGUUGUUGAAUCGACAUCUGUUCAGCUGCCUUCUUAAAGUAAAGCCAUAUCCAUUCAUAGUGUUGGUUUAUCUAUUCCAGAGAUUUUGAAUGACUCUGGAUAAAUCCAGUUUUUCUAAUAGGCUGUUUAUGU
Molecule: messenger RNA, 4224 nt
Organism: Cyprinodon tularosa
Lineage: Eukaryota; Metazoa; Chordata; Actinopteri; Cyprinodontiformes; Cyprinodontidae
Product: transcription initiation factor TFIID subunit 4-like
Exons: 15
Coding region: 480-2993 (837 amino acids)
Biological process (GO): transcription initiation at RNA polymerase II promoter; DNA-templated transcription
Cellular component (GO): transcription factor TFIID complex
Molecular function (GO): RNA polymerase II general transcription initiation factor activity; DNA binding; protein heterodimerization activity
Source: RefSeq, a predicted model, not a curated record